AUGUCCAAAUCCAAGAUCAUCGCCUUCGUCGUCGUCUGCACCCUUCUCGCCACCGCGGCGGCCGGCGCUCCACCACCCAACCCGUCACCCCCACCGCCGCCGCAACCGACACCGACGUUACCGACCAACUGCAUGGGAACGAUCUCCCAGCUUUUAUCGUGUGUUCCCUUCCUCAUAGGGCGUGCAGGAGCUCCGCCGGCAGACUGCUGCCGCCCGUUUCGGGACAUUGUCCAGAGACCGGAGCGCGUGUGCUUUUGCCACGCAUUGACCGGCGCCUUGAGCCGCCUCAUCAGCACUCCCAUCAGCUCCACAAGGCUCGCGCUUCUUCCUCUCCAUUGCGGAACCCUGAUACCGCCGUCGUUGCUGGUCAAUUGCGUCGUAGGCCCAGUUCCGCCGAUAAACAGCCCCCCGGGUACACUUCCAACGAUCGAGGAGGCAACGGCGAUGGAGGCGGACGACCCAUGA
This is a messenger RNA of Sorghum bicolor (sorghum), 465 nucleotides long. Its product is annotated as non-specific lipid-transfer protein C6. NCBI's taxonomy places the organism in Eukaryota, Viridiplantae, Streptophyta, Magnoliopsida, Poales, Poaceae. The record is from RefSeq and is a predicted model, not a curated record. The transcript is spliced from 2 exons. The coding region runs from base 1 to 465 and encodes 154 amino acids.